GAGCGUCUCCCCCGCGGCGCCGCCAGCCCCGGGCCUCCCGGCCCCGCGAGACCCCGGCCGCCCCGCCAGCUGUGUGGCACCGAAGUUCUUACGAAGGGCGUCCAACUCUUCAAGGUGAACUAUGACCACUUUACUCCUGGUGUUUGUGACUCUGAGAGUCAUCACAGCCGUCAGCUCCCUAGAAGCUUCAGACCCUGACAACUCACUGAGUGUCAGCAUCCCCGAACCGUCCCCUCUGCGGGUCCUCCUGGGGAACUCCCUCAGCAUCCCCUGCUACUUCAUCGACCCCAUGCAUCCUGUGACCACCGCCCCCUCCACUGCCCCCCUCGCCCCGAGAAUUAAGUGGAGCCGCAUUUCCAAGGAGAAGGAGGUGGUCCUGUUGGUAGCCACGGAAGGGCAGGUACGGGUCAACAGUGCCUACCAAGACAAGGUCUCGCUGCCCAACUACCCGGCCAUCCCCAGCGACGCCACCUUGGAAAUCCAGAACCUUCGCUCCAAUGACUCUGGGAUCUACCGCUGUGAGGUUAUGCACGGCAUUGAGGACAGCGAGGCUACCGUAGAGGUCAUGGUGAAAGGCAUUGUGUUCCAUUACAGAGCCAUCUCCACGCGCUACACGCUAGACUUCGACAGGGCGCAGCGGGCCUGCCUGCAGAACAGUGCCAUCAUUGCCACCCCCGAGCAGCUGCAGGCCGCCUACGAGGACGGUUUCCACCAGUGUGAUGCCGGCUGGCUGGCCGACCAGACUGUCAGGUACCCCAUCCACACUCCAAGGGAAGGCUGCUAUGGGGACAAGGAUGAGUUUCCAGGCGUGAGAACCUAUGGCAUCCGCGACACCAAUGAGACCUAUGAUGUCUACUGCUUCGCUGAGGAGAUGGAGGGUGAGGUCUUCUAUGCGACGUCUCCAGACAAGUUCACUUUCCAGGAGGCGGCCAAUGAGUGCCGGCGGCUGGGCGCACGACUGGCCACCACGGGCCAACUCUACCUGGCCUGGCAGGGCGGCAUGGAUGUGUGCAGUGCCGGCUGGCUGGCCGACCGCAGCGUGCGCUACCCCAUCUCCAAGGCCCGGCCCAACUGUGGGGGCAAUCUCCUGGGCGUGCGGACCGUCUACCUGCACGCCAACCAAACAGGCUACCCGGACCCCUCGUCCCGCUAUGAUGCCAUCUGCUACACAGGUGAAGACUUUGUGGACAUCCCAGAAAACUUCUUUGGGGUUGGCGGCGAGGAGGACAUCACCAUCCAGACCGUGACCUGGCCUGACGUGGAGUUGCCGCUGCCCGGAAAUGUCACCGAGGGUGAAGCCCGAGGCAACGUGAUCCUCACCGUGAGACCCGUCUUCGGUGUCUCUCCCACUGUCCCGGAGCCCGAGGAGCCCUUCACGUUCGCCCCGGAGCCCGAGGAGCCCUUCACGUUCGCCCCUGUUGGAGGGGCCACUGCCUUCCCUGAGGCUGAGAACAGGACUGGAGAGAUCACCGGGCCCUGGGGUGUUCCCGCUACGCCCGGCCCAGCCUUCACCGCCUUCACCAGUGAGGACCAUGUCGUGCAGGUGACCGCAGCCCCAGGCACAGCUGAGGUGUCUGGGCGGCCACAAUUACCUGGGGGGGUUGUGUUCCACUACCGCCCAGGAUCCGCCCGCUACUCACUGACCUUUGAGGAGGCUCAGCAGGCCUGUCUGCGCACUGGGGCUGUCAUCGCCUCCCCGGAGCAGCUCCAGGCCGCCUACGAAGCAGGCUACGAGCAGUGUGAUGCCGGCUGGCUGCAGGACCAGACCGUCAGAUACCCUAUUGUGAGCCCACGGACUCCGUGUGUGGGUGACAAAGACAGCAGCCCAGGGGUCAGGACCUACGGUGUGCGGCCAGCAUCAGAAACCUAUGACGUCUACUGCUACGUGGACAGGCUCGAAGGGGAGGUGUUCUUCGUCACACGCCUGGAGCAGUUCACCUUCCAGGAAGCGCUGGCAUUCUGUGAAUCUCACAACGCCACCCUGGCCUCUACGGGCCAGCUCUAUGCCGCCUGGAGCCGAGGCCUGGACAAGUGCUACGCCGGCUGGCUGUCAGACGGCAGCCUCCGUUACCCCAUCGUCACCCCGAGGCCUUCCUGCGGCGGAGACAAGCCAGGCGUGAGAACUGUCUACCUCUACCCCAACCAGACAGGCCUCCCUGACCCCCAGUCCCGGCACCACGCCUUCUGCUUCCGAGGUGUCUCAGCAGCGCCCUCUCCAGGAGAAGAAGAGGGUGGCACACCUACUCCCUCUGUUGUGGAGGACUGGAUCGCCACCCAAGUGGGGCCUGGAGUGGCUGCUGUCCCUGUGGGGGAGGAGACGACUGCCAUCCCAGACUUCACCAUUGAGCCGGAAAACCAGACGGAAUGGGAACCAGCCUACAGCCCAGUGGGCACUUCCCCACCACCAGGGAUCCCUCCAACAUGGCCUCCCACCAGCACAGCAACAGAGGAAAGCACAGAAGGCCCUUUUGGAACGGAAGUGCCCUCAGCCUCAGUGGAGCCAUCCCCCUCAGUGGAGCCAUCCCCCUCAGAGGAGCCAUCCCCGUCAGAGGAGCCGUCCCCCUCACAAGAGCCAUCCCCCUCAGAGGAAUCUUCAUUCCCCUGGGAGGAGCUGUCCACACUUUCACCCUCAGUGCCCAGUGGGACUGAGCUGCCAGGCUCUGGGGAAGUAUCUGGGGUACCUGAAGUCAGUGGUGACUUCACAGGCAGAGGAGAAGUUUCAGGACAUCUGGACUCUAGUACGCAACCCUCAGGAGAAAGUGCAAGUGGACUGCCCUCUGAAGAUCUUGACGCCAGUGGGCUCAACUCUACUGUGGGCUCAGGCCUGCCUGUGGGAAGUGGACUGGCUUCAGGAGAUGAAGAUAAAAUUCCAUGGUCCAGCAUUCCUAAAGUUGGAGGUGAGAGUCUAGAGACCUCUGCCUCUGGAAUAGGGGAACUAAGCGGGCUACCUUCUGGAGAAGGUCCAGAAGCUUCUGCCUCUGGAGUAGAGGACCUCAGCAGGCUGCCUUCUGGAGAAGGUCUAGAAGUCUCUGUCUCUGGAGUAGAGGACCUCAGUGGAUUACCUUCUGGUGAAGGUCUAGAAGUCUCUGUCUCUGGAGUAGAGGACCUCAGUGGAUUACCUUCUGGUGAAGGUCCAGAAGUCUCUGCCUCUGGAGUAGAGGACCUCAGCUGGCUGACUUCUGGAGAAGGUCCAGAAGUCUCUGUCUCUGGAGUAGAGGACCUCAGUGGAUUACCUUCUGGAGAAGGUCCAGAAGUCUCAGCCUCUGGAGUAGAGGACCUCAGUGGAUUAACUUCUGCAGAAGGUCCAGAAGUCUCAGUUUCUGGAGUAGAGGACCUCGGUGGACUUCCUUCUGGAGAAGGUCCAGAAGUCUCAGCCUCUGGAGUAGAGGACCUCGGUGGACUUCCUUCUGGAGAAGGUCCAGAAGUCUCAGCCUCUGGAGUAGAGGACCUCAGCCGGCUACCUUCUGGAGAAGGUCCAGAAGUCUCAGCCUCUGGAGUAGAGGACCUCAGUGGAUUACCUUCUGGAGAAGGUCCAGAAGUCUCAGCCUCUGGAGUAGAGGACCUCAGUGGAUUAACUUCUGCAGAAGGUCCAGAAGUCUCAGCCUCUGGAGUAGAGGACUUCAGUGGAUUACCUUCUGGAAAAGGUCCAGAAGUCUCUGCCUCUGGAGUAGGAGACCUCAGUGGACUUCCUUCUGGGGGAGAAGGAAUAGAGACCUCUACCUCUGGUAUAGGGGACCUCAGCAGGUUGCCUUCUGGAGAAGCAUCUGCCUCCGGAGUAGGGGACCUCAGCGGGCUACCUUCUGGAGAAGUUCCAGAAGUCUCUGCUUCUGGAGUAGGGGACCUCAGUGGACUUCCUUCUGGAAGAGAAGGUCUAGAGACUUCUGCCUCUGGUGUAGGGGACCUCAGCGGGCUCUCUUCUGGAGAAGGCCCAGAAGCCUCUGCCUCUGGAAUAGGGGACCUCAGUGGACUUCCUUCUGGAAGAGAAGGUCUAGAGACCUCUGCUUCUGGAGUAGAGGACCUUGGUGGAUUACCUUCAGGAGGGGAGGGUCUAGAGACCUCUGUUUUUGGUGCUGAGGAUCUCAGCGGGUUACCCUCUGGAAAAGAAGACUUAGUUGGUUCAGCUUCUGGAGCCUUGGACUUUGGCAGAAUACCUUCUGGAACUGUGGGAAGUGGGCAAGCUCCAGAAGCAAGUGGCCUUCCUUCAGGGUUUAGUGGUGAGUAUUCAGGGACGGAUCUUGGAAGUGGCCCAUUCUCUGGUCUACCUGACUUUAGUGGACUUCCCUCUGGAUUCCCAACUGUCUCCCUAGUGGAUACUACCUUGGUGGAAGUGGUCACAGCUACCAGUGCAAGUGAACUGGAAGGGAGGGGAACCAUUGGCAUCAGCGGUGCUGGAGAAACAUCAGGACUGCCCUUCAGUGAGCUGGACAUUAGUGGGGCAGUUAGUGGCUUCCCUUCAGGAGCUGAACUCAGUGGCCAAGCAUCUGGGUCUCCUGAUAUCAGUGGGGAAACAUCUGGAUUCUUUGGUGUCAGUGGACAGCCAUCAGGGUUUCCUGACAUCAGUGGGGGAACAUCUGGGCUUUUUGAGGUCAGUGGACAGCCAUCAGGGUUUUCUGGGGAAACAUCUGGAGUGACCGAGCUUAGUGGACUGCCCUCCGGACAACCGGAUGUCAGUGGAGAAGCCUCUGGAGUUCUUUCUGGCAGUGGCCCACCAUUUGGCAUAACCAACCUCAGUGGAGAAGAAUCUGGGAUCCCUGAUACCAGUGGGCAGCCAUCAGGGUUGCCAGAGUUCAGUGGGACAACUUCUGAAGUCCCUGGCCUGGUUCCCGGGACCAUGAGUGGCAGUGGCGAGUCUUCUGGAAUUACAUUUGUGGACACCAGUUUGGUUGAAGUGACCCCAACUAUGUUUAUAGAAGAAGAAGGUUUAGGGUCUGUGGAAGUCAGUGGACUCCCUUCAGGGGAGGCAGAUGUCUCGGGCAUAUCUGGGAUCAUGGAUGUCAGUGGCCAAUCUUCUGGAGCAAUUGACUCUAGCGGGUUGACAUCCCAGCCUCCAGAAUUCAGUGGCCUGCCAAGUGGAGUAGCAGAAGUCAGUGGAGAAUCCUCUGGAGCAGAGACUGGGAGCAGCCCACCCUCAGGAGCCUAUGACAGCAGUGGACUCCCAUCCGGGCUCCCCACUGUGUCUCUUGUAGACAGAACUUUGGUGGAAUCCAUCACCCAGACUCCGACAGCCCAGGAAGCAGGAGAAGGGCCUUCGGUCAUUUUGGAACUCAGUGGGGCCCAUUCUGGAGCCCCAGACGUGUCUGGAGACCACUCAGGGGUUUUGGACCUAAGCGGGCUGCAGUCCGGGCUGCUGGAGCCCAGUGGAGAGCCGUCAAGUACUCCAUAUUUUAGUGGGGACCUUUCUGGCACUGUGGAUGUAAGUGGAGAUUCCUCUGCAGCCACAAGCACCAGUGGGGAGGCCUCAGGGCUUCCAGAAGUUACUUUAAUCACUUCAGAGUUCAUGGAGGGUGUCACCGAACCAACUGUUUCCCAGGAGCUUGCCCAAAUACCCCCUGUGACACAUACCCCCCAGCUGUUUGAGUCCAGUGGAGAAGCCUCUGCGUCUGGGGAAGUUAGUGGAGCUACACCAAGGUUCCCCGGGGCUGGGCUAGAAGCGUCAUCAGUCCCGGAAUCCAGCAGCGAGACGUCUGUCUUUCCUGAGGCUGGGGUGGGGGUGUCUGCCGCCCCUGAGGCCAGCGGAGGAGCUUCCGGGGCCCCUGAGGUAGGUGAAGCCACCUCCGCCUUCCCUGAAGCAGAUGUGGAGGGAGCCUCAGGCCUGGGAGUGAGCAGCAGCACCUCUGCCUUUCCUGAAGGCCCCAGGGAGGGCUCUGCCACCCCGGAAGUACAAGAGGAGCCGACCAGCACCUAUGUUGUGGGCACAGAGGCGUCAGGCUGGCCUUCGGCCACUCCGAUGACAUCUGGAGAUAGGACUGAGGUCAGCGGAGACCUGUCUGGUCCCACAUCGGGGCUGGAUGUUGUUAUGAACCCCAGCGUCUCAGAGUCCGAGCGGAUCCAGCAGACCCAGCGCCCUGCAGAGGCACCUCUAGAAAUCGAGUCCUCAAGCCCCUUGCACUCAGGAGAAGAGACCCAAACCGCCCAAACAGCCACCUUCCCCACGGAUGUUUCCGUCCCUACUUCUCCACGAGGGACAGAUGAAUCCGCACCAACCACUCCAGACAUUGACGAAUGCCUCUCAAGUCCUUGUCUGAAUGGAGCCACCUGCGUGGACACCAUCGACUCUUUCACAUGCUUAUGCCUUCCCAGCUACCGAGGGGACCUGUGUGAGAUUGACCAGGAGCUGUGUGAGGAGGGCUGGACCAAGUUCCAGGGUCACUGUUACCGCUACUUCCCGGACCGCGAGAGCUGGGUGGAUGCCGAGAGCCGGUGUCGGGCCCAACAGUCACACCUGAGCAGCAUCGUCACCCCCGAGGAGCAGGAGUUUGUCAACAACAACGCCCAAGACUACCAGUGGAUCGGCCUGAAUGACAGGACCAUCGAAGGGGACUUCCGCUGGUCAGACGGACACUCCUUGCAAUUUGAGAACUGGCGCCCCAACCAGCCGGACAACUUCUUCGUCAGCGGAGAGGACUGCGUGGUGAUGAUCUGGCACGAGAAGGGAGAGUGGAAUGACGUGCCCUGCAAUUACCACCUGCCCUUCACGUGUAAAAAGGGCACAGUGGCCUGCGGAGAUCCCCCCGUGGUGGAACACGCCAGAACUUUCGGGCAGAAGAAGGACCGGUAUGAGAUCAAUUCACUGGUGCGGUACCAGUGCACCGAGGGUUUUGUCCAGCGCCACGUGCCCACCAUCCGCUGCCAGCCCAGCGGGCACUGGGAGGAGCCUCGGGUCACCUGCACAGACCCCUCCACAUACAAGCGCAGACUACAGAAGCGGAGCCCACGGGCCCCACGGAGGAGCCGCCCCAGCACAGCCCACUGAGGGGAGCCUCCAGGACGCGCCCAGGAUGCUGAGCCCAGGAGCCUCGCCAGGCUGAUGUCCCACACGGAUGGUGUCCCCUUCUUGUCGCUUUCUGUCAUAUAAGGAAUUCCAUUAAAGAAGGAGAAAAACAAAUCCCACAUUGUGUAUGCAACCGCUCCCCGGCCCCCCCCAAUUGCCAAAACUGCAUCUGAUUUCCCCCCCAAUGCCAAAGCCAAGCAAACGUAUUGUAACCCGUGGACUGAGUUUAGAGACGUUUCUUCAAUCUCCCGUUGUGCCUUUCCAGGGACCAGUGCAGGGACAGGGGGAGAAGGGGAGGGGUUAAGUUAAAUAAAGAAGAUUAUUUUUUGUUUCCUGACUUUAUCCAAGAGCAGUGCAAUCGUUGGUUCUUUCACCUCCAGGGAGAGCUAGGGGGGGAGGGAGGAAGGGGCUGGGACCGGACCACAGCUGAAUGUAUUGGAGGAAGGAGAGCUGCACCCUCUGUGUGGGGGAAGAAGCCUAGGGGAGAGGGGGCGGCCUCCGCUGAAGGUGAGGGGGCAGGAGAGAGCCAUGGAGGGAUCUUCCGCUGCGUGGGGGUCGGCUUCCCUCCCAGGGUCCCUCUUCCAGCAACCUCCUCCCACCGGAGCAGGUGUGCAGGUGUACAUCUCUCUCGGCAGGGCUGGGUGGGGAGGGCACCUCCUUCCCAGCGGGAGUGCCGCCCCACCCCCUCCCCUCCCCCCACACCCCCGGGACGGUGCAGGCACCAGAGUUCCGUGCACCUAUUUAUAUUUUUGAAAACUAAAGAUGAUGAUAAUUAUAAUAAUAAAGACAUUGGAAGAGA
This is a messenger RNA of Mustela lutreola (European mink), 7790 nucleotides long. RefSeq names its product aggrecan (gene ACAN). The transcript has 18 exons. NCBI's taxonomy places the organism in Eukaryota, Metazoa, Chordata, Mammalia, Carnivora, Mustelidae. Gene Ontology annotation, molecular function: calcium ion binding; hyaluronic acid binding. The record is from RefSeq and is a predicted model, not a curated record. The coding region runs from base 122 to 6973 and encodes 2283 amino acids. Gene Ontology annotation, biological process: cell adhesion.